This is a messenger RNA of Aphanomyces invadans, 785 nucleotides long. RefSeq lists its product as hypothetical. Gene Ontology annotation, cellular component: mitochondrion. Gene Ontology annotation, molecular function: acetylpyruvate hydrolase activity. The record is from RefSeq and is a predicted model, not a curated record. The transcript is spliced from 5 exons. The coding region runs from base 14 to 688 and encodes 224 amino acids. Lineage: Eukaryota; Oomycota; Saprolegniomycetes; Saprolegniales; Verrucalvaceae.
UGCGACAAACAACAUGGCGAGAUAUGUGUCGAAUGCGCUGCUGAAAGCUGGGAAGAAGGUCGUGGCGAUUGGGAAGAACUACGAAGCCCAUGCGAGGGAGAUGGGGGCGUUGCAUGCACCCAAGGAACCCGUGAUCUUCAUCAAGCCGACGUCGACCUACGUCGGCGAAGGCGGGUCGAUUCAGUUGCCUCCGGGCAUCGGGUCCGUGCACCACGAAGUGGAAUUGGGCAUUGUCAUUGGCAAGACCGGUAGCGACAUUGCCGAAACCCGGUGGCGCGACCAUGUUGCCGGGUAUGUCCUAACAAUCGACCUCACCGCGCGCGACUUGCAAGCGACUGCAAAGAAGGGCGGUCUUCCGUGGACUCGCGCCAAGUGCUAUGACACGUUCUUGCCCAUCAGCGACGUCAUUCCUGCGUCCAAAGUGGCCGACCCCCAGGAUUUGAACAUCUGGCUCAGCGUGGAUGGAGUCCAGCGCCAGCGCUGCAACACCCGGGACAUGGUCCACAAAAUACCGUUCCUAAUCUCCCACAUCAGCCGCAUCAUGACGCUGGAAGAAGGCGACGUCAUCAUCACGGGAACUCCUGAAGGCGUCGGGCCCAUCGAACCUGGAAAUAUCGUCACGGCCGGCAUUGACGGUCUCGUCGAAGUCAAGUUCCCCGUCGAGUCCCGCCUUCACAGCAAGUUCUGAGGCGUCCAUCCAGUUGUCAAGCUGGCGUAGCAGUAUCAGUAGUCCUAGAUGCAGGCAACCUGAACGAAUUUGCCCCUGUGCACUUCUGUUUUCUUCA